AUGCAAACCGCCAAUCCAGACUUCUACUUUCAAUCCGACGCGGCCAACGCUAAUCGUGCGCGCAAGGCGGCCAAGUCUGGAAACAAAAAUGGCAGUCCUAUAUUUAUGAAGUCAAAGAUCCUGGCAGCCGUCCCAGAUCCUGGUGACCCUAAUGGCUCGAUAUUCAUCGCCGAGUCUGCAGGUUUUUGCAGACGCAUCAAUCUAGAAACUACUAAAACUAAAACGACGUACAGAGGCCCCAAAGCCCCGGUGACGUGUCUGGCCAUUGGCGGUCUCAAUAACAAGACGCUGUAUGCCGGCUGCUGGGACAAGAACAUUUGGUCAUGGGAUCUCGAUACGGCGCAGCCGCAACGCAAGUUGAGCGGCCACAGCGACUUUGUCAAGACUGUCAUUUGCGCCACUUUAUCAGGCAAGCCCGUCGUUAUCAGCGGCGGCGCCGACAAGAAGAUCAUGGUCUGGGACGCCGAGAGCGGUCGCCGGAUACACACGUUGCAGGACCCCGCCACGACCAUGCUCGCAGUGCAGCAUCUCGCCGUCGACCCCGUCCUCAGCACUCCCGAUGCUCUGGUUCUCGUCAGCGCCAGCAGCGACCCCAGCAUCCGCCGGUGGCGCAUCACGCUGACCGGCACCGAGCAGCUCGUCGAGGCGUACCACGGCCGUCCCGACGCCGAGCGGCUGACGGUGCAGGAGCACGAGACGAGCGUCUACCGGCUCGUAUUUGACACGGCCGGCGACGAUGACGUCGACCUGUGGACGGCGAGCGCCGACGGGACGGCCAAGUGUCUGGCGCGCGUGCGGGGCUUCGAGACGGAGGAUUCGCUCGCGCACGGCGAUUACGUGCGCGCCGUCGUCGUGACGAGCCGCUGGGCUGUGACGGCCGGCCGCGACGAGGACGUCAAGGUCUGGGACCGCACGUCGGGCGCGCUGCACGCCACCCUCGAGGGUCACUUUGACGAGAUUACCGACCUGGUGCUUCUGGGCGCGCCUCCCACACGCGUGUGUAGCGUGGGCAUUGAUGGCACGAUUCGCACGUGGCCACUGAUACAGGCGGAGCUUGCCGAGACGGUCCGCAGGAUAAAAGAAACCGCGGAGAAGCCGUCAGCCGGUCAGGCAGACGUGGACAAGGAAGAAGAGGCGGGCGAGGGCAUGCUCACGGCAGAGGAGGAAGCGGAGCUGGCGGAGCUCAUGGAUGAUUAA
This is a messenger RNA of Beauveria bassiana ARSEF 2860, 1197 nucleotides long. RefSeq names its product Transcriptional repressor. The coding region runs from base 1 to 1197 and encodes 398 amino acids. The transcript is spliced from 3 exons. Gene Ontology annotation, molecular function: protein binding. The record is from RefSeq and is a predicted model, not a curated record. NCBI's taxonomy places the organism in Eukaryota, Fungi, Ascomycota, Sordariomycetes, Hypocreales, Cordycipitaceae.